Messenger RNA from Arabidopsis lyrata subsp. lyrata, 1299 nucleotides. RefSeq names its product non-functional pseudokinase ZED1. NCBI's taxonomy places the organism in Eukaryota, Viridiplantae, Streptophyta, Magnoliopsida, Brassicales, Brassicaceae. The record is from RefSeq and is a predicted model, not a curated record. Gene Ontology annotation, cellular component: plasma membrane. Gene Ontology annotation, biological process: protein phosphorylation; cell surface receptor signaling pathway. The coding region runs from base 188 to 1216 and encodes 342 amino acids. The transcript has a single exon. Gene Ontology annotation, molecular function: protein serine/threonine kinase activity; ATP binding.
GAGGGAGUAUUAUUCACAUUACAUAAGUUGUUGACUUGGACCACAAAAAAGAAGUUGUUGUUGACUUUUGUAAGUGACCUCGUUGACUUGACUUGUUCUUGCGUCUCUGGCUCUCUUUCUUUCUUUCUUUCUUCCCUUUCUUCACAAGACAAUCUACAUUCUUCAAUCUCCUUUACUAGGAUUAGAGAUGUUGCGUCUGUUCAGAAAGAAGAAGAAGAAGAAGCAGAAGAAAGAAAAGGAGAUCAAUUUCCAGAAGAAUGGGAGCUUAUUGUUGGAAGAACUCAUUGCAACUUCAGGAGGUAAAUACAAUCCCAUCCGUACGUUUUCUUCCGACCAAAUCCUUCAAGCCACAAAUCACUUUGACUGGAACUACGUAAUCUCUGAAGACAGAUUCGUGUGGUACAAAGGUAAGAUUGGAAACAGACUCGUACUGAUCAAGAAAUUCCAAGACUGUUCUGUUUUCGACGCUGACAACUUUUACCGUGAUAUUGCGGUUUCAUCUUUGAUGAGUAGCCAUAAGAAUGUUCUCAAGCUUCUAGGGUGUUGUCUAGAGUUUCCUCGUCCUGUUCUCGUGUGUGAGUACCCAGAAAAUGGAGCUCUAAACUGUAUAAGACGUGGAAAAGAAGGCGUCCGGCCAUUCCCUUGGAAUGUAAGGUUGAGAAUCGCUAAGGAGAUUGCAGAUGCUAUAACGUAUCUGCAUACUGAAUUCCCCAGGACUAUAAUCCAUAGGGAUUUAAAGCUUGCAAAUAUUUUCCUGGACGAGAAUUGGUCCGUCAAGCUCUCUUCUUUCAGCCUCAGUGUACUGAUUCCAGAAGGAGAAACGGGCGUAAAUGACAUGGUUUGCAAGACAUCGAGCUAUAUCGAGCCCGGUUACCUCAAUACAGGUUUGGUCACUGAGAAUGUCGAUAUCUAUAACCUUGGGAUCAUCAUGCUAGUUCUUUUGAGAGAAAAGUCUGAAUACACUUCCGAAGUUGCUGUUUAUCUUCCUGCAUUGCCUGUCUAUGUUGGGAAGUUUCUGGAGCGAGGUUUGUUGACUGAGCUGAUAGACCCGUUGAUGUUGGACAGCGCGAGUGACGACAUUCCCCAGCAUUCAAGACUGCAAAUGGAAGCGUUCAUUGAGCUUGCUUUUAGAUGUGUAAGAUUCAGACCAGGAGAGAACGUGCCUCGUAUGAUAGACAUCGCAAAAGAACUCAAGAAGAUAGAAAAAUAUACCUGACGCCACAAAUUUUUCUUGUAAGACUUGAAACAAAUGUAUCUCUUAUAUAGUUUUAGUAGUGAAAAGUUGUUACAAUCUUCUCA